CUUUCCAAUCCAGCUGUUAUGGAGUCGAUGGACGAAGCUGAAGGACAACAAGGACAGCUGAACAGGAAGGAGCAGUCCCCAAAAACCUCCCAGAAAACAGCACUGCUUGGUUGGGCUGCCCGGUGGAAUGAAUUAAUGCCUGGACACAGCAUGUAUCUGUUUGUCCUCUCACAGAUACUGCUUCUCUGCAUGAUGCUGUGGUACAGCACUUAUGGGACCAUCCCAGCAGCUCAGAAUGCCUUUGACCUGCUGUCUUACUUGCUUACCCCGUUUAAACAGUUUUUGUCAGAUCAAGGGGAGGACCUGACUAGAAUCGGGAGCAUUGUGGUAUCGUACAUCCUGCUGUCUUUAGCUUCUCUAGGACUGUUAUUUGUAGGAUCUCUGUUUUGGCAUCUACUCAGAGCCCGACCAGACCCCCCCUUUCCGCUGCAAGAGGACAGACGCCAAUCUGUGAGCCGACAGCCUUCAUUCACGUACUCAGAGUGGACAGAGGAUAAAAACGAGGAUGACUUCCUAGAUUUGGAUCCCGUACCGGAGACUCCGGUCUUUGACUGCGUAAUGGACAUUAAAGCGGAGACAGAUCCAGCUACUCUAACGGUUAAAUCCGUGGGCUUGCAAGAAAGGAGGGGUUCAAAUGUUUCACUCACACUGGAUAUGUGUACCCCAGGCUGUUCUGAGCAAGGUUUUGGCUAUGUCAUGUCACCACGGGAACAGUCAGCCCGAGAAUACCUCCAGACGGCGUCAAACAUCCUUACUGAAGAGGAACUGCACAAGAAAGCACUGGAUCCUUUCAUACUCCAGGCAGAGUUCUUUGAAAUUCCAAUGAACUUUGUGGAUCCAAAGGAAUAUGAUAUUCCAGGCUUAGUGCGUAAGAAUCGCUACAAAACAAUUCUCCCAAAUCCUCACAGCAGAGUGUGCCUUACCUCAGCUGAUCAGGACGAUCCCCUUAGCUCUUACAUCAAUGCUAACUACAUCAGGGGCUAUGGAGGAGAGGAAAAGGUAUAUAUUGCUACUCAGGGACCGAUAGUUAAUACUGUCAGUGAUUUCUGGAGAAUGGUGUGGCAGGAGCGUUCUCCCAUCAUUGUCAUGAUUACCAAUAUAGAAGAGAUGAAUGAGAAAUGCACAGAAUAUUGGCCAGAGGAACAGGUCACCUAUGAAGGAAUAGAAAUCACAGUUAACAGAGUCAUACAAGCAGACGAUUACCGUUUAAGGCUCAUCACCCUAAAGAAAGGAGAAGAAGUCAGAAACCUGAAACAUUACUGGUACACAUCUUGGCCAGACCAGAAGACACCAGAUCAAGCUCCCCCUCUGUUACAGCUAGUACUGGAAGUGGAAGAGGCAAUGCAGAGUGCAGAAGAGAAGAAUGCCCCAGUAAUUGUUCACUGCAGUGCAGGCAUCGGGAGGACUGGCUGUUUUAUUGCAACUAGUGUCUGUUGUAAACAGCUGAAGAGCGAGGGCAUAGUUGACAUAUUGCGAACAGCCUGCCAGUUACGGUUAGACAGGGGAGGAAUGAUCCAGACUUGUGAACAGUAUCAAUUUGUCCAUCAUGUCAUGAGCUUGUACGGAAAACAGCUUUCUAGAGCAGCAGAAGAAUAA
Molecule: messenger RNA, 1596 nt
Organism: Egretta garzetta (little egret)
Lineage: Eukaryota; Metazoa; Chordata; Aves; Pelecaniformes; Ardeidae
Gene: PTPN5
Product: protein tyrosine phosphatase non-receptor type 5
Exons: 12
Coding region: 19-1596 (525 amino acids)
Biological process (GO): protein dephosphorylation
Molecular function (GO): protein tyrosine phosphatase activity
Source: RefSeq, a predicted model, not a curated record